This is a messenger RNA of Camellia sinensis, 3444 nucleotides long. The record is from RefSeq and is a predicted model, not a curated record. Lineage: Eukaryota; Viridiplantae; Streptophyta; Magnoliopsida; Ericales; Theaceae.
CUAUGAGCUUGCAGGGGGGUGAUGAAAGUAUAGCUCAGCAGCAGCUCAAACAGACCAAGACUCAGCAGCAGCAGUUUAAAGGGACUAUGGUUCCAUUCAGAGAUGUCUUAGCUCAGACUCCAUCAUCCACAUCCAUGUGUGAGAAGCUUCAAACUGAGUCUAGUGCAAUCAUUCCAUAUCUAUUAUAAUAUCUGUGUGAUAUGAUUGUUACAGAAUUAGUUAGAAGUUAGUUAGAGUUAGUGUAGUUAGAGUUAGUGUUAACUCAUCAUAGUUAGUCUUAAGUUUCAGAGGUUAGGUUGUUGUAUAUAUAUACUACAUAUUGAUCUGUAAAAGAAUAAGAUAAGAGAGAUUUCAAAUCUUCUUUAAAAAUUCCAAUGAUACCAAGCACAUUUUUAAAGUUUUCUAAGAGAAGACUCUACUUUACUUAUAUAUUAAGGGUGUUUGGUACAACUGUUAAAAUAGAUUAUAGAUUAUAAUUUAAUAUAUUAUAGAUUAUAGCUUUAAUAAGAUGUUAUAUAUUAAUCUGUUUGGCGGAGCUGCUGGAUUAUAGAUUUAAAUUGUUGAGUAGUAUUUGAUAGAUAAGUUAUGAAAUAGCUUUUUGAAUUAACUUUUAUUUUUUGUUAUUCACGACUAGUCCAAAUUUCCCAUUAAAAAAAAAAAAAAUUUAUAGUCCAUUUGGAUCUUUUUUAUUUUUUAAAAAUUAAGAUGUCCACAAUAAAAGCUGAUAAUCAGAAGUAGGGGUAGAUAGCUUAUCGAAUCAAUUUUUUUGAGUUAAAAUAAGUUGCUAGAAUAAAAAACUGUUUGAAAUAAGUUCAAUCAAACAGUCCAAAAUAGCUUUUUCAAAACUAAGGGGGCGUUUGGCAUAACCUAUAUAAGUACACUUAUUUGAGUUACAUCACCUCUCUAAUUUUCUGUACAUCUUUUCGUAAAAAAUUAAAAAAUAUAUUUAUUUAGAUCAUUCUAAAUACCUCCUAAAUUUAUUAGUUAGCCAAAAUAAACCAACACCAAACAUCCCCAUUAUAUGAUUAGUGGCCAACCUCACAUUUGCAGUAAGGAGCCCAAAGAGUAGGAAUGCUUAUUGAACAAUACAAGCAAUGAACCAUUCAAAAGUACUAUGGACUGUUUACAAGGGACUCAUCACAUCAUCAUUGAAACAGUCAACAUAAGAUCAUGAAUAGUUUUGAGGAUGAGACAUAUAUCCAAUGAUUGAAGGGUGGUGCCAAUAGGAGGAGUAGUAGUGUCAUGACAUUUGGUUCUCCCUAACCUAUACUAUUGUCAAUUUUUGUUUUUAAAAACACUUUCAGCAUACCCUUUUGAUGCUUUCUUCACCAAGUUUUCUCCUUGGUUUUUUUAUAGUAGCCGGCCCAUCUUACAUAUUUUCAUUUAUGUACACACAUACAAUAUGUUAUAAAUCUCCCCAAAAACAGUGUUCAUGCACUUGUUUCGCGAAGCAUUUUUUGUGUUUUUGGCAGCAAAGUUCUGCCAUGGUAGCGGGGGCUAAUGGAGAUCGGUCGCUGAAGGAGACACCAACAUGGGCGGUUGCACUUGUUUCUGCAGUUUUUGUGAUCAUUUCUGUUCUUAUUGAACAUGGGAUUCAUUCUCUUGAAAAGUGGUUUCGGAAGGGCCAGAAGAAGGCCAUGAUUGAGGCUUUGGAGAAGAUUAAAGCCGAAUUGAUGCUUCUAGGAUUCAUAUCCCUACUGAUCACAGUAGGUACAAGCCUUGUGUCUAAGAUAUGUAUUCCUUCCAAAGCUGGAAAUAUCAUGCUCCCUUGUAAGCAGCAGAACUCCAACAACAAGCUUUCUCACGCAUCAAUAAAGUUGUUUGCCGGAGAUACUGCCAUUCGGCGGCGAGUUCUAGCUCCAGCUAGUGGUGCUAAUGCUGGUCAAGACUACUGCUCUCAAUAUGGGAAAGUGUCGUUGAUAUCUCAGUCAGGGGUGCACCAAUUGCACAUUUUCAUAUUUGUGCUUGCCAUUUUCCAUGUUCUGUAUAGUGUGAUCACCAUGGCUCUAGCACAGGCCAAAGUGAAGAAAUGGAAAGCAUGGGAGCAAGAAACCAAUUCAUUGGAAUAUCAAUUUAAUAAUGACCCUGCAAGGUUCAGGUUCGCUCAUCAGACUUCCUUUGUUAGGCAGCACAGUGGCUUCUCCACAAUGCCUGGUCUCAGAUGGGUUGUGGCUUUCUUUGGGCAAUUCUUUGCGUCAGUAACAAAAGUGGACUAUCUGACUAUGCGACACGGAUUCAUUAACGCUCAUUUUGCUUCAAAUACCAAAUUUGACUUCCACAAGUACAUCAAAAGAUCUAUGGAAGAUGAUUUCAAAGUGGUUGUUGGUAUCAGUGUACCACUUUGGAUAUUUGCAGUCAUCUUUCAGCUAUUAAAUGUCUAUAGAUGGUAUACACUUUUCGCGGUAUCAUUCUUGCCACCAGCAAUACUGUUGUUAGUUGGUACAAAGCUUGAGAUCAUAAUAAUGGAAAUGGCUCAGCAAAUCCAAGAAAGAACAACCAUUGUGGAGGGAGUUCCAGUUGUAGAGCCUAGUAACAAGUACUUUUGGUUCAAUCGACCCGAAUUGAUUCUGUUGUUGAUUCAUUUUACCUUGUUCCAGAAUGCAUUCCAGAUGGCCUACUUUCUGUGGACAUGGUUUGAGUUUGGGAUAACAUCAUGCUUUCAUGAAAACUUGCCAGUCAUUUUAGCCAAGGUUAUACUUGGAGUAGCAUUUCAAGUUUUAUGUAGCUACAUCACCUUCCCUCUCUAUGCCUUGGUCACCCAAAUGGGAUCUCACAUGAAGAAAGCAAUCUUUGAAGAACAGACAGCCAAAGCUCUAAAGAAAUGGCAGAAGGCAGCAAGGGAGAGGAAGAAGUUGAGGAAUAAAGCAGCAGAAGCAGAUGCAUCAUCAUCUGGGUUCACCAGUGUGGAUGCAACUCCGAGCCGUGGCUCAUCACCCAUUCAUUUGCUUCACAAGUUCAGAAACAAGAAGUCCAGUCCAGAUACCGAAAGCAUAAUAGUCAACUCUCCUCCUAAAGCUUACUACUCUGAAACUGAGAUAUCAGAGGUUGAAGAAGAAGAAGAAGAAGAAGAAGCUCCUCCUUCUGCACUUGUUUCCAGUGAUCAUGAUCAUCAUGAAACAAUACCCAAAUAUCAUUACAAUGCAGUUAGAGAUCACGAGGCUCGUCGCGAUGAUUUCUCCUUCAGUCUGCCUUAGAACUUGGCUUCUUGAUUUACUUACUUUGUCUCUGCUAAUUAAAAGUUGAUCAUCUAAAGAGUUGUUGUAAUCAAAUCUAAUCAUAAUUUUAUUUUAUUUUUGUAAACGAUUAAUACCACGGUCAAGAGAAUUAGAGAAGGAAAAGUUGCACACACAACUGUAAAAUUGGAAUCCAAACAUUACAUCUGAUGAGAGAACAUUCAGCCCUUGCUCUUAUGCCACAUGUCAUAAAAUGGUACAUUUGUUCUAA